UACAUGGCGUGCACAUCUCAAACACAGCCGAUGUGCUGUUUUCUUCUCUACCUUAUUAAAAACGACACAAUUCAUAUAAAAGAUAGUAACACUUAUGUGUGGGUGAGACAUUACUCCUACUUUUUCUGAUUGUAACAAUUUCUGUGGUGAGCCAACUAACCAAAAUCCACUGGCAAUAGUGACCAAACAACACAUCAAAUCGCAAGAAUUCGACCCUCAUUCGGUGUUCUUCGUUUUCAUCUUUACGCACGGUACCCACUGGGGCGCGAUAGUAGCUAGUGUUUCACCCCUGAGUCAGCGAUUGCGAACGAUAUCGGGCCUGUACAGUGCACACAGUAGCAGCAGGGAGAAAAGACAGGACGUUUGUUGUUUUUCUUUUUUAGUUGCGUUCGAGAAGAGUUUCGUUGCGAUCGCGGAAAAUACUACUAAUCAUCCGCAGUUGACAUAAUGGCCGCAGAGAUCAAGCCUGCACCGCGUAGUGCGAACGAUCGCUUCAGCACAACGAAAAAGCCGGAACUGCUCAACAAGCUGGAGGGCUGCAAUGAUGACGUGAACGCAGCGCUACUCAUUCCAGGAGAGGAAGGUGUUAUCAGCGUUUGCGAUGACAAAACCAUUCGAGUGUGGUUGCGACGCGAUUCGGGCCAGUAUUGGCCCUCGAUUUGCCAGUAUAUGCCAUCGGGAUGUACCUCGCUGUUCUACACACCGGAAACCAGAACGCUGUUUAUCGGCCAGGAGAAUGGAACCAUUUCACAGUUCACCCUGUCGGACGACUGCAACCGGCUGACACCGAUUCGGGAAUAUUUGGCCCAUCAGGCCCGGAUCACCAAUGUGAUCUUUGCCAAACACACCGGAUGGAUUCUGUCCGCGGGAAGGGACAAGUUCUUUGCCUUUCACAGCACCGAGACUGGGGAACGGCUCGGUUGCUACACGUUCGAGGCUAUAUGUACAGCUAUGCAAUACGAUUCCCUUUCCAAGUAUGCAUUCGUAGGUGACUACAGUGGCCAAAUAACCAUGCUGAAGCUUAGUGCAACUGGAGCAUCGGUCAUUACCACAAUGAAGGGACACGCAGGCUCGGUUCGAGCACUGUACUGGGCUGAAGGGCCACAGCUGCUGUUCAGCGGAUCGUACGAUCAGACCGUGAUCGUUUGGGAUGUAGGAGGCAAACGUGGCACCACUUACGAACUGCAUGGCCACAACAAUAAGGUCUCGGCCUUAACCUACGCCAGUAACACGCAGCAGCUGAUAUCGGCCGGCGAGGACUCGGUGAUCGUGUUCUGGGAGAUGAACGCCAUGCGGAAGGUGGCUCCGGAGUGGGUCGAGUCGGACACGUGCCAGCUGUGUACGCGGGCCUUCUUCUGGAAUCUGCGGGCCAUGAUCGACCAGAAGCAGAUCGGCAUUCGGCAGCAUCACUGUCGCUACUGUGGCAAGGCCGUGUGCGACAAGUGCUCCAACUAUCGGAUCAACAUUCCGAUCAUGGGAUUUGAGUUCGACGUGCGUGUGUGCGAGCAGUGCUUCCAGCGACUGAAGAGCGAAGAGCGGCCAUCGUUGGCGACGUUCCACGACGCCAAGCACAGCAUCGUGGCGAUGGAUUUGGACGAGCCGAGGAAAAGACUGCUCACCGUUGGACAGGACCGCAUCAUCAAAAUCUGGGACCUUUCCUCGAUCUGGCCUUAGAACCGACCCAGUAUGAACGCCGCCAGCUCGAUUUGAUUUUGCCUUGGCCAGCAGCUUUGCACGUACCGUACAUACAGUUAUACAUAUAACAUAGCCCACGUUACUCAUUGUAACACCACUGAACGGAUCGGAUAUCGCAUUUUUAGUUUUGAAGAAAAAAGGGAGAAAUGUUACACAAGUAUUGUUAUGCUGACACACUUACCAACCAUUGCAUAGUUUGACGCUUGGCUUGAAUUUCGUUUGAAACUGAACAGAGACCUUUUAUAUUGAAAUGAUAACAAUGAAUAAGUACGAUAUGCAAAAUGGUCAUUCGACUAAUGAAAAUGAACCUCUUUUGUAAGUACAAUGAGAGCAAAAAAGGGGGUACGUGGGAAGUUCCAUUAAUUAUACCAAAAUUAGUGCGAAGUCAGUCCGUUGUUUAGUGUAAUUUAACUGUAAACUGUAACAGUAACAUUGUAACGAUAGUAGCCAAUAAGACUUGAAUAACUAAUGUAACAUAUGUUAGAUUAUUCAUUGAAAAGUACUAAAUUCAAAUUGUUAAAUUGAUUCUUCUGCGAAUACUUUUUUCGGUUUAGAUUAUAUAGAAGCUUAAGUUUGUUUGCGUUGAUUCCUUGAGAAAUUUGGUUGUUCCACUCAGUGUUUGCAUAUUAAUAAAUAUAUCUCCACCUUUA
Aedes albopictus (Asian tiger mosquito) is the source of this 2345-nucleotide messenger RNA. RefSeq names its product WD repeat and FYVE domain-containing protein 2 (gene Wdfy2). Gene Ontology annotation, cellular component: early endosome. Gene Ontology annotation, molecular function: protein binding; metal ion binding. The record is from RefSeq and is a predicted model, not a curated record. NCBI's taxonomy places the organism in Eukaryota, Metazoa, Arthropoda, Insecta, Diptera, Culicidae. The transcript has 6 exons. The coding region runs from base 448 to 1674 and encodes 408 amino acids.